UUCCUACAAGCUUUGUUGAGGUAAUAUGCCAACUACAGUCUAAAUCUCAUUCUCCCCAGUGUGUCUGACCCAUUAGUUCCAUUAUCCUGUUCCUAUCCCCCCAGGUUUAAACUACAUUAACCCAUUUAUAUAUUAUAUGUUGAUCUGUGCGUAACUACCAUGGUACGAGUAUCGGCAAGCGGGGAAAUUAUCCGCGAUGAUAAACAACCUGUCAAUCAAAACCAACCAAAUUACAGAUCAAGCAGAAUUGGUCGUAUAAACUCACCACAAGAUGGGGGUGGAGAGCAUGGGAACCAGCCACAAGGUGGCGGUAUGGGUGGAGCGUUCGCCGAGGGGGGGCAGGGGAGGACGGUGUUUGACACUUGGAAUGAAAAACUCCUCCAACUAGGAAUACCACGUUGGAACAUAGGGAGUCAUGUUGUUGAACCUAUUAUGACAACAGCUAUGGUUGUUGUAUUGUUGAUGUUUGGGUUACCUGGGGUCUUGUUUCUUGGGCUUUUGUACUUUGUGGUGACAAUAAGCCAACAGCGCCCACAAGCGGCGGCGAGUACGAGGCGUCCACCGCCCUCUGGCUUCUCCGGUGGUGGGAGAAGAUUGGGAAGGUCAUAAAAAUAAUAUAAAUAUCAGGGUUUAAAAUUUAGGUAAAACAAUAGUAGCUUUAGCCCCGAACUGCAAGAAGGACUUGAUUUUGGUGAAACAAUGGAAUUAUUUAUUUGUCUCUUCUGUUGAUCGCCCAACUAAAAUUGUAUCUUAAGCACAAAAGGUUGUAUAAGCUGCCACCUUUUAUCAAAGGGAAGCUUAACAACAAAAAAAAGUUUAGGUUUCCUAUUGCUCGCUUUAUAAAUCGUUUUAUCUUUGUAAUACUUUGGCAAUAUCUCAUUUAUAACCCAUUUACUUUGUUGCAUUGUGGUAACUUGAGUUGUAAUCUGUACAUAAUUAUUUCAAUGGAUAUAUAUUGAUUUUACUAAUGCAUUAGACUAGAUUUAAUGUUACAAUCGCAAUCCAACAAGUGGUUUGACUGUGAAUGAAUUUCUGUGUAACUUUAUGCCCACUACAAAGUUAUUCCGGGUAUUUUUGCAUCAAAUUGUUGCUCCAUCUUUAAAAAAUCGCAACGCAAACGCAUAGCCAUGUUUUACAGAAGGAAUAUUGUUUCACAAAAGGAAUAUUAUACAACCUCUGAAUUGGCAAAGUAAAACGCACAGCACUGAAAGGUACAUUGAGACUACAACGUUGUAGUUUUUGAGCGGGGAAAUAAACGAAUGUAUAUUCUUUACCCUCGCUUGGAUGGAAAACAAGGUAAAAGUAGCAGAGGAUGGUUUCGAUCCAUCGACCUCUGGG
Messenger RNA from Ciona intestinalis (vase tunicate), 1338 nucleotides. Its product is annotated as protein FAM241B-like. Gene Ontology annotation, cellular component: intracellular membrane-bounded organelle. The record is from RefSeq and is a predicted model, not a curated record. Lineage: Eukaryota; Metazoa; Chordata; Ascidiacea; Phlebobranchia; Cionidae.